AUGUCUGAUGACGAAGUUGACACUGAGCUUCUUGAACUCCUGCGCCAGCACCUUCAGGGGAAGGUUGAAAUACAAGAUGAGCCGGAAACCGGCGUUCUCCAAAGCGCUGAACAUGUCUACGAUAGCUGUAUCGAUGUAGCUGUCGAUAUGAGAGCCUCAAAAAAGGCAGCCGAGAACAUAUACAAUCAAAUGCAGCAAAAAAGUUAUUCAACUGCCACCUGGUCGGAGCACGAACUUCACCCCAAGGCAAAGGACGAAAGUACGGUCAACUUCAUCUUCACCAUGGACUUGCUAAACUUUUCUUUCUGGUCCGAAUUACCUGACGAUGAGAGAUUUGCCAUUGAGUACCGCGGAAAGAAGUGGACUGGUUAUUGGAGUUUAGUAGCGGCUCUUCAAAGGGCUCUUGAUGAGAACUGCCUUCGAGAAGCAGGACAGGUCCUCUGUAAAUACUAUGAUGGUGCUGUUACAGAGCUGGUUUAUGCAGCUGAUGGUUCUGCGGCUCGCCUGGUAAACUUGCUAGCUCAAGACUUCAACUGCUUUCGCGAUGAGCAUCGUUACGAGGACGGCAAGAUGAUUCGCUUAAUGAAAAGAGCUCAGAUCCUCGUUGCUGAUCUAUGGGCAUGCUUCAACGGCGAAUCGUAUGGCGAAUUUCGUGACAUCGACAAGAUCACCAUGUUUGCCGAUUACCGUAUCCCUCAGAUCCUCAUGACCAUGGGAGCCUUGUACUGCUCUCCUAGUAUCGCAGCGGCUAUCAAUGAUAAGAAGAUGAUAGAGAGCGGGUGCGCAUGGGAACUGCAAAUACGAGCAUGCAGUAUCUGGUGUGUCGAAUUGAUUCGACGCGAAAUCCUACGCCAGCACCCUGGCGCUCAUGUCAACGCCAUCCUUAUAGACUUUUUCCUCUAUGACAGCAUGAAGGAACUGGAAGCAGCAGGGAAAGAGCCUAUUCCACACCAUCGAACAAGGAGUAUUUGGUAUUAG
Molecule: messenger RNA, 978 nt
Organism: Fusarium graminearum PH-1
Lineage: Eukaryota; Fungi; Ascomycota; Sordariomycetes; Hypocreales; Nectriaceae
Exons: 4
Coding region: 1-978 (325 amino acids)
Source: RefSeq, a predicted model, not a curated record